AUGGGUUGUACUCCAGGUGCCAUUUCGCCUUACCAGCACCUCAACUACACGCAUGAAGAGAUAUUGGAUAAAGCGUCUUAUCACACGACAGUUACGCUUUAUGUUUCUAAAGCUACUGACAUUAAGAAAGCCUUGCCAAGAGAUCACUAUUACCGCAAACUGGACACACUUAAGAAAGCGGAGAAGAAGUACGACAGAGUCGAUCUGGGAAACAAAUGCAAGUAUACCCUCAGGGCACCAGAAAAACUAGCCGCUAGAAGCACAAGAGACGAAAUUAGUAGAUCACCUUAUGCUACUUAG
Messenger RNA from Fusarium graminearum PH-1, 300 nucleotides. RefSeq lists its product as uncharacterized. The coding region runs from base 1 to 300 and encodes 99 amino acids. The record is from RefSeq and is a predicted model, not a curated record. The transcript has a single exon. NCBI's taxonomy places the organism in Eukaryota, Fungi, Ascomycota, Sordariomycetes, Hypocreales, Nectriaceae.